AACUUGGACCUUGCCGUAUCGUCAUAAUCAGCGUAUCUGUACCAUUAUAAAAAGCGAUCAUGAUGCGAUACGGUGAUACGACACAUAUCUGGACCCGCCGUUACGACUACGAGCUGCUGCAAUUUGUAUCACGCAGCGUUCGCUUGACGAGCAGAUUACAAUUAACUACUUUGCCGGCUUGAACGUAGCCCCUUUGAGUGUCUCACGCGAUUGAUUCUCCGCGUUUCAGACGAGAAUUGGCGAGAAUUCCACGUUUCUAUUCUCCGUGUAGGUUGGAUUUCCGUCGCGAGACCUCGCUGCAUUUGCAUAACGGUGUUUAAAUAUCAAGACAAUCGAACCUCUGAUCUGUGCUCUCGUGAGAAAUUCAAGAGUGGCAAUGGCGGAAGCGUGGUGCGAACGGGACAGCUCUAAGAGAACGUCGCACAUCGACUGGGACGAAUAUUUCAUGGCGAUUGCGUGCCUCUCCGCGAAACGGAGCAAGGAUCCCAAGACCCAGGUCGGCGCGUGUAUCGUCAACGACGACAAGAGAAUCGUCAGUAUCGGGUACAACGGGAUGCCCAUGGGAUGCAAGGAGUUCCCUUGGCACAAUGGCAAGCGCAAGAGUUUAAACACGAAACACCUCUAUGUGUGCCACGCAGUCCUGAACGCGGUCCUGAACAAAUAUUCGAACGAUGUCAAAAACUGCACGAUAUAUGUCGUCCUGUUCCCGUGCAACGAGUGCGCGAAAGUGAUAAUACAGUCUGGCAUAAAGACCAUCGUAUAUAUAUCCGAGAAAAAAGCUCAUUGUCAGAAACCCAGGAUGAUAGCCGCAAAAAGGAUGUUUAAUGCCGCGGGCGUCGGGUACAGGCAGUACGUUCCAAAGAGGCAGAAGCUAGAGAUCGAUUUCAGCGACAUUAACUGGACCGAUCUAGAGAUGAACCAAUUAUCGCAAACCCCGAUGGAAGAUUCUGCGCAUGUGUUAGGCUGCGUUCGGAAACAUCACCUGAGUACCCUGGUUAGGUUAGGUGAUUUCGUGCGGUACGCGAGACGGCGAGACACCGAGAUGCCAAGAAAAAAACGUCGAUUAUCGUCCAGCCCAUGGUCCAGCCCAUGGUCCAGCCUGAGGACUGAGCCGCCGGAGCCGCAUCGCGAGGAGAGACAUAUCAAGCAUGAGCAAUGGGACAUCUCUAAGAGAACGUCGUACAUCGACUGGGACGAAUAUUUCAUGGCGAUUGCGUUCCUCUCCGCGAAACGGAGCAAGGAUCCCAACACCCAGGUCGGCGCGUGUAUCGUCAACGACGACAAGAGAAUCGUCGGUAUCGGGUACAACGGGAUGCCCAUGGGAUGCAGCGACGACGAGUUCCCGUGGCAGAGGGGCGAGCACAAUAGUUUGAACGCGAAAUACCUCUAUGUGUGCCACGCGGAAAUCAACGCGGUCCUGAACAAAAAUUCGAGCGACGUCAAAAACUGCGCGAUAUACGUCGCCCUGUUCCCGUGCAACCAGUGCGCAAAAGUGAUAAUACAGUCUGGCAUAAAGACCGUCGUAUAUAUGUCCGACAAAUACGCUCAGAAAGUCGAGACGAUAGCCGCGAAAAGGAUGUUUGAUGCCGCGGGCGUCGAGUACAGGCAGUACGUUCCGAAGAGUCAGAAGAUAGAGAUCAAUUUCGGCGACGUUAACUGGACCGAGAUGAACCAAUUGCCGCAAACCCCGACGGAGCAGGGAAAUUACAAUGAGAAUUAAAAUCGUAUCGAUCACCAUUUUGCCUUACACGAAUAAAUCUGACUUUGGAAUGGACGUGUAUUCCACUUCUUUUUGUUUAUUUUUUUAUAGCACAGGUACGUUUAAAAAUGUAACGUCUAUUUCACUGCGAAUAAGUUGAUAAAGAUGGCCUUUUUAUUAUCGUCGUGGUAGCGUGCGCAAUAAAGAAUAUUUCUUCUCGUG
Messenger RNA from Vollenhovia emeryi, 1921 nucleotides. RefSeq lists its product as uncharacterized. Lineage: Eukaryota; Metazoa; Arthropoda; Insecta; Hymenoptera; Formicidae. Gene Ontology annotation, molecular function: dCMP deaminase activity; zinc ion binding. The record is from RefSeq and is a predicted model, not a curated record. The transcript is spliced from 9 exons. Gene Ontology annotation, cellular component: cytoplasm. The coding region runs from base 377 to 1720 and encodes 447 amino acids. Gene Ontology annotation, biological process: dUMP biosynthetic process; dTMP biosynthetic process.